Pezoporus occidentalis (night parrot) is the source of this 6677-nucleotide messenger RNA. It is a transcript of the gene GTF3C1, whose product is annotated as general transcription factor IIIC subunit 1. Gene Ontology annotation, molecular function: DNA binding. Lineage: Eukaryota; Metazoa; Chordata; Aves; Psittaciformes; Psittacidae. Gene Ontology annotation, cellular component: transcription factor TFIIIC complex. Bases 1 to 6528 code for a protein of 2175 amino acids. Gene Ontology annotation, biological process: transcription initiation at RNA polymerase III promoter; 5S class rRNA transcription by RNA polymerase III. The record is from RefSeq and is a predicted model, not a curated record. The transcript has 37 exons.
AUGGAGGCGUUAUGGGCAGUGCUGGACGAGGUGGCUCUGGAGGGCCUGGACGGGAUCACCCUGGGCGCGCUGUGGUACCGUCUGGGCACCCGCUCGCCGCCCUUCCCGCUGCCGCUGGAGCCCGCCACGCAGCAGCUCCUGUGGGCCGCGCUCAGCGCACAGCCCGGUGUCAGCUUCUACCUGCUGCCGCUGGCGCGCCCGCCGCUCCGCCUGCACGACCGAUAUGAAGAAAUAGACCUUGAAACAGGAAUACUAGAAACCAAAAGAGAUCCUGUUCCUUUGGAUGAUAUUUAUCCUGUCCACAUGAUUUUGGAUAAUAAAGAUGGCAUCCAGGGUUCCUGCCAGUAUUUUAAAGAGAGAGUAGAUAUCACUGAUCAAAUAAGGAGGAAGGAUUUGCAGCCUUGUUAUACUUAUGUAGAAGCUAUUGAAAAAUGGGGAGAGAAGCUAGUCAUUGUUGCUUCCCAAGACCAGCGUUAUAGAGCUUUGAUAGGCUGGGAGGGGGACCCUGACUUAAAGCUCCCAGACUUCUCCUACUGUAUUCUGGAGCGUUUAGGCCGUGCUAGGUGGCAAGGAGAGCUUCAGAGGGACCUUCACAGUGGGGCUUUCAAAGUGGAUGCUGGAAAAAUUCAUUAUCACCGAAGAGUAUUGGACAGAAAUGGUCUCAUAACAAUGCAGUCCCACGUCAUAAGACUACCAAGUGGAUCACAGCAACACUCAAUUCUUCUGCUUCUGACUCGCUUUCAUGUUGAUAGGAGGAGCAAAUACGAUAUUCUGAUGGAGAAACUCUCAAGUAUGCUAAGUGCUCGUUCAAACCAGAUGGAGACAUUAGGAAACCUGAGGGAAGAACUGGGUCUUUGUGAAAGAACCUUCAAACGUCUGUAUCAAUAUAUGAUGAAUGCUGGCCUAGCCAAGGUAGUAUCCAUCCCAUUACGAGACAUACACCCUGGUGGAGGACCCUACAAGACAAAGAAAGGGACUGAUGUCAUGGUCCGUUGCCUGAAAUUAGUAAAGGAAUUUAAAAAGAAAAUGGAAGAAUACCACGAUGAUGAUGAAGAAGAGAUCAUCACAAAAGCUGUUCAGCCUGUGGAUAUUGUUUGCGAAAGGGAUAUGCUCACCCAGGCUUAUGAGCUAAUUGAAAGUAGGGGAACCAAAGGUAUUUCUCAGGCAGAAAUUCGCUUGGCUAUGAAUGUGGGGAAGCUAGAAUCAAGGAUGCUGUGUCGUCUUUUGGAGAGGUACAAAGUUGUCAAGGGUUUUAUGGAGGAUGAAGGUCGGCAAAGGACAACAAAGUAUAUUUCAUACAUUUUUGCAGAGGAGAGUGAUUUAAACCGUCAGUUUGAGAGAGAGAAGGCUAGGAGUGAGCAGCUAGCUACUGUUACUUUGGCUCCAGUGCCAGGAGAUUCCCCACCUGCAGAAGAUGUGUCUCCAGGAGAAGAUGAUACUUUGGUCUCUGAGUCUGACAAUGAAGAAGAAGGGAAAGGUGGCAAGAAGAGAAGAAAAGGUCAGAAGGCCAACUCUGGUUCUCCAUCUAAAUUAAGUUUCCAAGAUGAUACCCAUCAGUCAACACCAGCUAAAGGCUCAAAGCCAACAGCCGUGAAGCCUCCGGGGAAGAAGCUGCCUUCCCCUCUCAUUCUUGAAGAGCCCGAUGAGAUCCCAGACAAUGUUUUGGGGGAGAGUUCUACUUUGGAAACUCUAAAGCAGGAGUCCAAUCUGUCAACAUGUGCUCUUUCCACUGAUGAAGAUGGGGAUGGGGAUGUGGCUGUGGUGGAGGAGGUCAGUCUUGAGGACCCUAAGAAGACGUGUGGCCAAAAGAAGGAAAAGCGUUCCAAGGCUACCGCAGCGGAGAGACCUCAUGAAACAUACAGGCUGCUGAAGCGCCGCAAUCUCAUUGUAGAAGCUGUUCGAAACCUCCGGCUAAUUGAAAGCUUGUUCACACUUCAGAAGAUGGUGAUGGAUCAAGAAAAGCAAGAAGGUGUCUCCACUAAAUGUUGCAAAAAGUCUAUCAUACGACUGGUACAGAAGCUUGCACGAGAAGGGCUCCUCAAAGUCUAUCGUACUACAGUCAUUCAAGAUGGCAUAAGUAAAAAGGCAGAGUUUGUUGUGCAUCCUUCAGUAAGUCCUAAUGAUCCCCUUGUAAAAAGUGCCAUUGAGCAGGUGCGUUUCCGAAUCUCCAAUUCAAGCACUGCAAACAGGAUUAAAGUUCCCCAGACCCCAUCCCAGGACCAGGCCAAUGAAGAAGGUCUGGGGCAAGAGGCAGUUCCUGAUUCAGGAGAAACACAAGAAAACUCAUGUAAAGCUGAUAACAGUCGGGCAAGAAAAACUGAUGACAAAUUGGGUGUAACACAGCUAAAAAACUAUCACCCAGUUACAGUUCCAGGACUUGGGCGUUCUCUUGGCUUUCUUCCCAAAAUGCCCCGUUUAAAAAUGGUCCACAUGUUUCUCUGGUACUUAAUUUAUGGACACCCUUCAAAUAGAACACCCCAAAAAGGAGACAGUGAUGGAGAGAAAAAAGGCAGCAAAGAAGGGCUGGAUGGGAAUGCAGCUGUAGUUGAAGCGCAACCAGAUGGGACCUUAGAAAUUAUGACAACUGUGGUGAAUCCUGAAAUCUCAGCACAGGAGACCGAAGUGGAGCUGUCUAAUCAAACAGUGUAUGUGGAUGAUGAAUCAUGGAUGCGCAAUGUCCCUCCUCUCCCGCUUCACAGAGAGUUUGGAUUUGGAUGGGCUCUUGUCAGUGACAUUCUCCUCUGUUUGCCUCUCUCUGUCUUUGUUCAGAUAGUACAAGUCAGCUACAAGGUGGAUGGUCUGGAAGAGUUUUUAAAUGACCCCCUAAAAAAGCACAUUCUAAUUCGAUGUCUUCCAAGGUCAGUCCGACAGCAGCUUCUUUACAAAAGGAGGUACAUCUUUUCAGUGGUAGAAAACCUUCAAAGAUUAUGUUAUAUGGGACUGAUACAGUUUGGCCCAACAGAGAAGUUUCAAGACAAAGACCAGGUCUUUGUGUAUCUGAAGAAAAAUGCUGUGAUUGUUGAUACCACUAUCUGUGACCCCCACUAUAACCUGGCCCAAAGUAACCGCCCAUUUGAGAGGCGCUUGUAUGUUCUGAAUACCAUGCAGGAUGUGGAAAACUUCUGGUUUGAUUUGCAGUGUGUCUGCCUUAAUACGCCACUGGGAGUUAUCCGCUGUCCUCGUUCAAAGAGAAGUAACCUUCAAGGAGAGGAGACUGCACUAGAUGUAGAAAUGGAACAAGAGUCAGCAGUGGAUAAACACAAUCUUGAACGCAAAUGUGCAAUGUUGGAGUAUACCACAGGCAGCCGAGAGGUGGUUGAUGAUGGAACUAUCCCUGGAGAUGGCUUAGGAGCUGCAGGUCUGGAUUCCAGCUUUUAUGGGCAUCUAAAACGCAAUUGGAUCUGGACAAGCUACAUCAUCAAUAAGACUAGGAAGGAAACUGCCAUUUCUGAAAAUGGACUGACACUGAGACUCCAAACCUUCUUAACAAAGCACCCCCUCUCACUCAGUACUGGAGGUAACAAAAUUAAUAUUUUGGGAGAAGCAAAGGUGGGAGCUGAGUCACUUGUCCAGAAAGAUGAAAAUAUUGAAAUAAGUAAAGAACCAGCCCAGGAUCGAACCAAACGAGUGAGAGGUGGAAAAAGCCAAAAGAGGAAGAGGCUUCGGAAAGAUGCUGGAAAGAAGACAAAGAGGAAAAAGAAGGCAGAGGAUUCUGUAGAAAAAAGCAAAAGACUCCGCUACCAUGAUGAAGCUGACCAGAGUGCCCUGCUGAGAAUGACACGUCUGCGUGUCACCUGGACAGUGCAAGAAGACAGUCUGCUCAUGCUGUGCCGAAUUGCUAGUCACGUGCUAAAUGCAAAGGUAAAAGGGGCCUUUGUGCCAUGGCAAGUCGUUAGGGAUAUCAUGCAUGCCAGCUUUGAGGAGUCCCUCGAUAAAACUUCUCAUUCUGUUGGACGAAGAGCUCGUUAUAUUGUCAGGAAUCCUCAGACCUAUCUUAAUUACAAUGCUAUCAAAUCUGUAUUGAAUUGGGAAAAUUUCAACUAUGUAAAACACCUGUACAAUUGUGUCUGUUGCAGAGUUUGCCUUGCUGAGGUUUACCAAGAUAAAGCCCUCAUUGAAGAUUUCAUGAAUAGAGAAAAUAAUUAUGAAGAUCCACAGGUUUGUGCAAAGGAGUUUAAAGAAUUUGUGGAAAGACUGAAAGAGAAAUUCAGUUCAACUCUGGGGAAUCCCAAACUUGAGAUUCCUGAUACUUUGCAGGAACUCUUUUCCAGAUUUCGAGUUUUGGCAAUUGGAGAAGACACAGCUCAAAACACAAAAGAGGAUAGUCUAAGCAGUGUCUAUGAUAUUCAUUUUCUAGUGCUACAGAACCUGAUUCAGAGCACACUGGCACUCUCAGAUAACCAGAUGAAAUCUUGCCAGUCAUUUCAGACGUUUCGGCUGUACCGGGAGUACCGGGACGACGUUCUCGUGAAGGCUUUCCUGGAGUGUCAGAAGAGAAGCUUGGUCAAUCGCCGUCGAGUAAACCACACACUAGGACCAAAGAAGAGCCGGGCUUUGCCUUUUGUACCCAUGUCCUACCAGCUGUCUCAGAGUUACUAUAGAGUUUUUACGUGGCGGUUUCCUAGCACAAUUUGUACAGAGUCCUUUCAGUUUCUGGAGAAGCUCAAGGAUGCUGAAAAAUCAGACCAGCCAGAUAACUUCUCAUUUAAAGAUCCAGAAAACGAGGCAUCAGAAGACAUGACAGCAUUUCCUAUGGAUGGACCUGGUGGCCAGUGUGUAGCGAUGCUUUCCUUAUUUUCCCUGGGACUUGUAUCUGUGAAUGUGAGAAUUCCAGAGCAGAUAGUUGUGGUGGACAGCACUAUGGUGGAAAACGAAGUGAUAAAAAGUUUGGGAAAAGAAGGACUUGACGAUGAUGACGACGAUGAUGAUGACUUAGAUGACACCUCUGGAGGCAAACGGAGAAUUGAAGUAAAAGCUCGUCAAGCAUCUCAUACCAAUUACUUACUGAUGAGAGGCUACUAUGCCCCUGGAAUUGUUAGCACACGCAAUCUGAGUCCCAGCGACAAUAUAGUGGUUAAUUCCUGCCAGGUGAAGGUUAAACUGCGAUGUACACCAGUUCCGGGAAGACUCAGCUCUUCAGUUUCUUCUUUGAUUGAUAACAUGGAUGUGGGGGUUUCCUGCCUCCCUGAGACUUUUUCCAGACUGAUAAACAUCCAAGAAGAGGAUUAUGAAGUUGAUCAUUUUCUUCAUGAGUGUACAGAUCAUUAUGGCUACAAUCCUGGAGAUGUAGCUGCUGUUAUGGAGAUCCGUAAUGCAAUAGAGGCAACUUCCCACUUUGGAAUUUGCAAAGUUGAGCUGAGCAAACGUUUCUGCAGCUAUGAAGAGGUGGAACCUGAACGCACCAGGAGCUUGGAGCAGUACAUUCAGGACCUUAUUGAAAUGAAGCAAGUUUUAGAAGUAGGAGGCCAUACUAUAAGACUGGUUGCAAUAGUAUUUGCUAAGCCAUGGCUAUUACAUUCAGUAUGUCUGAAGAAUAAGCAAGAUGAUUCUGAUCAGCAAGGUACAGAUGCCACUCUCCCAGAUGUACAACAGGACUGCCUGCCACUGGAACCAAAGAAUGGAGACGAAUGUUUGAGAGAGGAGGAGCAGCUGGGAGAAGACACACCAUCCGUCAGUGAUGAAGAACCACCAAGGAAGAGAUUUAAGACUCAAAAUGAUGUCCUUGCAGAUGGCGAUCAACUCUGCCAAGGUUCACAGAGCAGUUUGAAAAGUGCAGAUGAAAAUAAAUUUGAUGCAGGUGUUCCUGAUUCUGCUACAAUGAUGGAUGAAGAACCAGACUCCCUGGGAGGGCAGACAGAACACCUAGCUGAACACCCAGUGAGUGUUCCAGGUGCUACAAAUGUGGACACUUACAAGGAACAAGAUAAAUCUUGUUCUGAAGACAAAAAACUGGAAGUAGAGAAUGAUGAGCUCAGCACUGAGCAGAACAAGCAGAUUCCUAGCCUUGAACAAUCAGCCAGUGAGCAGGAUGAUGAUCUUUCCUACUUACAGGAGAACCCAGGAGUAUCUAAAGGAAGUUCUAUGACAGAUGUAUCCCAGGCAGCCAGGGACCGGGCCUGCGAGAAUGUCUGCUUCAUUGGGAGACCGUGGAGGAUUGUGGAUGGGAACCUGAAUAAACCUGUGUGUAAAGGGAUGAUGGAAGCCGUGCUCUAUCACAUCAUGACAAAACCAGGCAUAACAGAAGGCGCACUGCUGCAGCAUUACAUGGGGGUACUGCAGCCUGUUGCUGUCCUUGAGAUACUGCAGGGUCUGGAAACUCUCGGCUGCAUCACACGAUUCUACAUGAAAAAGCCAUCCCCAGUGUCGCUCUUUUCUCAGCCAGUUAUCGAAGAACAACUGAACAAUCCCAGACUGAGCGAAACCCCAACAAUACACUAUGAGCCUACGGUAGACUGUACUCUUAGGCUGGGAAGAGUGUUCCCCUCUGAAAUGAACUGGAAUAAAUGGGUGCAGAUUAUCCCUGUAUAAAAGAGGCAAAGCUGAGCCCUCUUAAAUGGGUUUAGCCCGUAGGAGUGUAAAUAUGACAAUCUGCGCUCCAUCAUGUUUUUUUUUAGUUAUUUAUCCUUUUUAAUUGUGAAUGUAUUUAAGAUGAGAAUAAAGCUUAAUGUUAAGAUGCA